Necator americanus (New World hookworm) is the source of this 1443-nucleotide messenger RNA. RefSeq lists its product as uncharacterized. Gene Ontology annotation, biological process: rRNA processing. Lineage: Eukaryota; Metazoa; Nematoda; Chromadorea; Rhabditida; Ancylostomatidae. Gene Ontology annotation, cellular component: small-subunit processome; Pwp2p-containing subcomplex of 90S preribosome. The transcript is spliced from 14 exons. The record is from RefSeq and is a predicted model, not a curated record. Bases 1 to 1443 code for a protein of 480 amino acids. Gene Ontology annotation, molecular function: protein binding.
AUGCCCAUUUCUGGCUCGAAGGCGAAACGCCUACGUCCAUCCCAAGCUAAGCUCAAUGAAGAAGAAGAAGAUCAUCUCGCGAGGAAGUUGUUCGGUGACAAUCAUGUGGCAUUAGACGAAUCAUCUUCAGACGAUGAGGGUGAGGUAAUUGAACAGGAGGUGCGUCCUUCUGUAUGGCACGAUGAGGACGAUGUAGAGGAUGAGGUUGUAGUACCGAAGAGUAAAUCUGCUGUGUUCCUUCAACGGAGCAGUGAUAGUGGUGGUUGUGUUGCUGCUGAUGAGUAUCAGAGCCGUCUUCGUAGAACGUUCGAACGACAUCAGCAUGGGACUCCUAAAUGGGCUAAAGUUGAACCAAAGAAGCAGGCAUUGAAGCGAAAAGGCGAUGAUACUGAGGAUGAAGUUGAGGAAGUUUUUGAUGAAAUGACCAGAUCUACGAAGCGAUACAUCGACAAGGAUCCGUUUCUUGUCAAGGACAUUGUUUCAACAUUCCGAUGGCCGGACAUCACAGUUGGACAUCAUGAUUCACGUCCAAUUAACGUGAUCUUGUUCCACAAUGUGAGACCCGUUAUUCUAACAGCUGGAAAUUCUGGAAAAGUUCAGUUGUUCAGGGUAGGCGAUAGUUCUGACUCUGGGAAUUUUCUACAAAAUGUCCAAUUUUCGAAUUUUCCGAUAACUAGUAUGGGUUUUAUGCAUGGAGGGUGUUCUGUGGUUUGUGGUUCUAUUCGACAGGAUUAUCUUAUGAGGUAUGAUCUCGAACGAGGCUCAGUCAUGCAGUUAAAUCUCCCAAAAUGUAUCCCUCGUCAAAACGCUGGAAGAUUCGUUGUCUCUUAUGAUGGUUCCUUAAUAGCUAUGAUAGGUCACAGCGCACAAGUUCAUGUAAUUUCUUCAUCGUCGAUGGAACUGGUGAAAACCCUUUCCGCACCUACAGAUGUGACAUCGUUGCAGUUUUUGCCAGGAUCUAGUCAAGAACUUUGGGCUAUGACAGAACGCGGCGAAGUAGUCAUAUGGAGCCUCGAAGGAUCCCAACACCUAUUCCGCGACGAAGGAGCUGUCCGUGGAACAAAAAUCAGAUUAAGUGCUGAUGGCAGCAAAGUAGCUUGCGGGUCGAAUACUGGUAUCAUAAAUGUUUACGAUGCACCGGAUGUUCGUAAAAAUACGGAUCCAAAACCGCGAACCGUUGUCUCAAAUUUGGUCACUUCGUGUGACUCAAUAGCGUUUAAUCAUGACUCUCAAGCAAUGGCAUUUAGCAGCAAUGUUAAGAAAAAUCAAGUCAAAUUGCUACACGUCGCCAGUGGUACUGUGUACAACAACUUUCCGAAAAAGCACGAAAAGAUUAUGAAUGUUGAGUGUGUUGAAUUCUCACCUCACAGCGCUUAUCUCGGGAUCGGUUGCGCAAACGGGCAACUUAUUUUGGAACGAAUCAAUCAUUUCGAGGAUUAUUAG